UCAUAAAAUGGUCUAUACCAAUGACCUCGCGACUACGUCCUUCAUACAAGAGAAGCUUGUAGUAGUUAGUUGGUUGGGUUUAAAAUUAUUCAGGAAUCACUGUAGUAAAGCAAUUAUGGUUAACCUAGUUGGCAUGGUGCGGGAGCACUGGGCUGCCGUUUUGGUUCCCUUGGGCUUCGUAAUAGGAUGGUACUGGGACCGAAAAAAUGAUGAAAAACUGACUGCAUUCAGAAAUAAGAGUGUUCUCUACCACAGAGAGCUGAAGCCUGGUGAAGAGGUAACAUGGAAGUAACACACCAGAUAAUCUGUGAACAAUGUAUUUAAUAAAUGUACAUUAUUUAUCAGA
Messenger RNA from Protopterus annectens (West African lungfish), 346 nucleotides. RefSeq names its product NADH:ubiquinone oxidoreductase subunit B1 (gene NDUFB1). The record is from RefSeq and is a predicted model, not a curated record. NCBI's taxonomy places the organism in Eukaryota, Metazoa, Chordata, Ceratodontiformes, Protopteridae. Gene Ontology annotation, cellular component: mitochondrion. The coding region runs from base 8 to 292 and encodes 94 amino acids. The transcript is spliced from 3 exons.